Messenger RNA from Nymphalis io (European peacock), 947 nucleotides. RefSeq lists its product as uncharacterized. The record is from RefSeq and is a predicted model, not a curated record. The coding region runs from base 9 to 911 and encodes 300 amino acids. Lineage: Eukaryota; Metazoa; Arthropoda; Insecta; Lepidoptera; Nymphalidae. The transcript is spliced from 2 exons.
UAUUCAUCAUGUCGCAUAGUUUAUUAAAAAAAUUUUGUUUGUUAACAACAAUAAUCUGUAUAAUAUUAUGUGAAAAAAUUGUCGAAAGUCAAGAAACUGCGAUAAUAGAAGCCUUAUCCGCAGAAAAUGAUGAAAAUAAAAGGUACAAUAAUGUGGAUUUAACUUCAUGGGAAAUAUGUUUUGAAAAUGAAAAUUUGAACCAUUCAGAAACAGAUGACCAAACAGAAAUGAUACCUUAUAGUUUGUCACCAACACAGGAUUUCUAUCUUCAACCGAAUUUUCAACGAGAUGACAAAACUAUUAGCUCUCAUACAUAUCAAGUGGACGCGUUAACCAAUUUGAAAUCUUCUGGUAUGAGUCUAAGAAGAUACGACGGGGUAUUAUAUCCCUAUACACAUUCCAAUAUGCUUUCUUCAUUUAAUACUAUACCGCCAGUGAGAUAUCUACCCCCAGUUUAUUCUCCUCUUCAUGAUACAUUUUUAUCUGAAAAAAGAGAUUCUGAUCAAGGUUCUAUCGAGAACGUUCGACCACCGAGAGUUGAAAAUGAUUUUUGGGAGCAGCUACAGUACGAUUCUAUUAUGAAAAAUAUUUUGCCGACAAUGCCUAUGUUUCUUCGGAAUACUGAAACUCUAACACCAAGAAAAAAAUAUCCGUACUAUGUUUCAAUUCUAUCUUUGUGCUCGCCUGGAAUGAUUUAUAGCCGACCAAGUUUAGAUGGUGAGAUAGAACUGCCAAUACCAUAUGCCUAUACAUAUAGUUUCGUGGGGAAUAGAAAUUUUCCCGAUCAUGUUGAUUCUUACAAUAGGAAUGAAAAUAAAAUUAAAAAAAUACGAAGCCAUAUGCCCACCGGGGGAAAUGAUGGGCACAAACCUGCAAUGCAUUAUGCGACGCCACACUACCAUGACCAAUGAUAAGCAGUGGCAGUACUAUGGAGAAUAAGAAAAAAA